ACUUCCUCAUUUCUAUAAUAUUGGGUUAGUGGUAUCCACACAAUGUUUACCCAAAAAUCAAAACCAGUUUGUUGCAGAGUAGCCCACUGUGUUAAAGAGCGAAUUAACUUGAGCGUGUUCAUUGUUCACUUUGAGAGCGGCUCUCUUAGCAGCCUAAGCUGCUGUUGCCAAAACGCGUCUCAGCUGUUGGUGCGCUUUUGGCUUUUAGCUUUGUUGUAUUUUGGCCAAAAGUGAACAUUUUGCACACUCGAAUGCUGAGUUGCUUUUGGCUGUUUGAAGCCUAAACAACACGAUCGCAGUUCGCAAUUGGCCAAGCUAUACACAAUAAGAAAGAAACUAUGUGAAAAUGUGUUGAGAUACUCGAAAUAUUAAAAAUAUUCGCGACAUUUAACAUUUGAAAAGCAACAACAAAGUGGUAAAUCAAUUUCCAUUGAAAUUGAUGUAAAGUGCUCGUUAAACUUGGCUUGACCUGCUUUUUGUUACGUUUAAUUAAACAAGAAAUGGAAUUGCCAGUGUUGAGUGUGUUAGUGUUAUUGCUGCUGCCACUUCUAAGCAGUGUUUAUAUUGUGGCAAGUGAUGCAACAGCAGCGACGACGCGUCGCCCAAAAAAUGCAACAGUCUCAGCAGACAUUGGCCAAAAUAGCAGCCAAAGUCGUCAGCAUAUCAGUUCCAGUUCCCGUGGCCAAAGAUCUCGCGGUGUUGCACAAUACAGGCUGCCGCUGCCGCUUGAUGAGGCAGAAAUUGCGCUGCCCGCCAGCAAUAGCAACAAAAAUAACAACAAUCGAGUGCAGACCAUGCGCAGGCGUAAUCAAGUUGUUAUGCGACGCAGGCCACUUACCAACACUACCACAACUACAACAACAACAACCACGACUACAACAACCACAACGACAACAACGCCGCGUCCCAGUUUGGCCAAUGGCUUCAAUUUCUUCAAUCCGAACUUCUGGAGUUUUGGCCAGCAAAGUCUUGUACCCGUUAGUGCGCCCACAAAGCAGCCGCAUCCACAUCCGCCCAAGAAGUUCACGCACUCGCCUUCGAGCAGCUCCAAGGAGGAGAAGCUUGGCUAUCGCAAGCAACAGAAGACUACAGUGAAGCCCAGGCGGAGUACAACAACAUCAACGACCACGACGAUACCAACUCCAACACGAUCCACGGAGGGACCAUUCCGCAUUGCAUUGCCCACGAUCACUUUUCCCAGUGCCAGUGGCAAGGAUAAAGAGAAGGAUAAACGAGCUGCCGCCGAUCUACGACAGCGUUUCAAUUGCCCCCGGGAGAACGAAGUACGUUUCCAGUUGUUCCCCAAGAUCUGCAAGACGGAUAAGGAUUGUGUAGUCUGGCAGCGAGACGAGAUCUGCUGCGACAUCUUUGGCGCCAACAGCUGCGUGGCUGGUAUUGCUAAACCGCUAGAGGAGACGGCACACGCACCCAUUCUCGGUUUAAUACCUCGCAAGUGCCCGACACGUCCGCUGGCCGAGCUCUGGUGGGAUGUGCAGGAAUGCCGCACAGACAUGGAUUGCUGGCCUCGCGUCUGUUGCCCCGAUGGACGGCGGCGAUACUGUCGCACCUCGCAGCCAGAGUUGGAAACAGUUCCAGUGCCAGUCAAGCGCUCCUUUGAUUAUCUGUCGGAGUACUUGGAGUGCACGGCGCCGCCGCCGCCCAUAUUUGAUCUGCAUCCAAAGGCCUGCACAUCCACGCUGGACUGCUUUCCCAAUGUGUGCUGUCAGGAGGCGGGAUUGCGGCAUUGUCGACCACCUAAGAAAUCGGUGCUCACACUGAUGGCCAAUUUCCUCAACGUUGACUUUGUAAAGCGUCUGACACAAAAUAUUGUUAUCAAGUAAACAAACAAACAACACCCACUUUAUAUUUAUAAAGCAAGCAAUCGUUUACACGAUGAGCUAUUGCGAUUUACCUAUGCUUGCCCCAAUUUGUGCAUAUUGCGUGACAUCAGCUGCAUAUAUUUAUUACAUUAAAAAAUAACAAUUCACAAUUUGAAAACGAGUUCCCACUAUUUUCACCCCCAAAUUAGGGUUGCCACUUGACAAGCAUAAUUGAUAUCAAUCUAAGGUUAUCGACCUUCGAUGAAAUGCUAUCGAGAAUUCUAACUUUUAAAAUUAAAUUUUUAAAUUAAUACCUAACGCUAAUUGAAAGUUUGGUGCAAAAUUGUAAUUGCGCAUGUAAACGAAGAAAAACUUUUAGUAUUGAGAAUGCUUGUAUGUGUACUUUUUUACACAAUUUCAACAUUACCUGCAUUAGAUGUAUAUAUCUUGCUCACUCGCACACCCACAAUUAUUGUUGUUCUUCCACUGAUAGCCGUUAUAUGUAUUUAUGUACAUAAGUAUGUAUGUAUGUAGAUACGGUUGCACACCAGUAGUGAGACCUACUUACACUUACUUUUAGUCUUAGAUAAUAAAAGCGAUUUGUUAAA
Molecule: messenger RNA, 2428 nt
Organism: Drosophila albomicans
Lineage: Eukaryota; Metazoa; Arthropoda; Insecta; Diptera; Drosophilidae
Exons: 4
Coding region: 501-1841 (446 amino acids)
Source: RefSeq, a predicted model, not a curated record